AACGCGCUUGGUCUGGGCUAAUAGUACAACACUACGAAAUUAGCAUUUCAAUCUAGCUCUGCUACUCACCAUGUCAAGACAUCUACUAAACAGUUGACCGGCAACUGAAACUUUAAGUAAACAGUAGUAAAAGUUCAAUUCUCUUCGACGAUCUCCACGUUUGCUGAGCUAAAACAUCUGCUUACAAGAUGAAAGGGAACUUGUGAGUUGCCACAGUCUAUGUGCAAACUCCGUUCAGCUAAACGGAGAGUUUUGAUUGAAUCAAGAUUUUCUGAGCACACCGCGUUGGCUGGCUGUUCGAGAUGUAGAAACUUUGGUUCUCAAAUCACAUGCUUUUCAGAUACAUUCUGUGCAUGAUCGUUGUUAAGUGUCUAAAGUGAGAGGAACCCUAAUAAAAAAAGUUAACCCGACCGCGUAGCAGAUGCCGCUGUGCCUUGAGCUUAGUAACAACUGAGGCUGAAACAGAUCAAGGAUUUUGUGUCUCCAGUGAAGCAGUAAUCAAUAGUGUUCUCGUAACAAUUAAAAGGCUUUUUGAUAUCAACAAUCUAAAGAUUUGUUUCGAAUAUGUGAAAAAUUAUAGUACAACAUGUUUUAGAAAGAGUAUUGAUAUCCCAAAAAAAAAAAUCGCAUUCAUUCCACCAGUAAAGUGAGAAACAUAAUGAAAACCGAUAUAUUAGCCAUACUGGUGUUUAUAACGCUUGCGGCUCAGCAAGUGAAGUGUCGUAAUGAUUUGGUCGAGAGCAUAAGCGAGAAACGUGUUCCCAAUAAUUCAAUCAAGCCAAGAACAUCCAAAUCCACUACGAGGAUCAUCGAAAAAACUAUAAGUGCUUAUAACGUAACCGAUGCCAAUAACACGCUGAGUGUUGUUAACAGUAUUGCUCAGAUUGAUAUAGUAAAAACUAAGCAAUUAAGAAAGAAGAACAAAAAGGCUAAGCAACUGUUCGUGUGUCCCAUAGAGAAGCAAGCGCCAUUUCAACUCAUCCCCACGUUAUGUAGGCGAAAUCGAGAUUGCAGAAAACAAGGAUCCAACGUGAAAUGCUGCUAUUUGUUUGGAAGUAAACGAUGUGUUCCAGGAGUACCGGCGCCCAUACCAGAGCCAUCCCAUGAUCCAAUUUUCGGAAUACCGCGACGGUGCCCCAAACAACCAUUAACGGAGACAUUCUGGGAUAUCCAAACUUGUGAAACGGAUAAUGACUGUUGGCCACGGGUCUGCUGUCCAGAUGGUGGUCAAAAAUAUUGCCGAACAUCCCAGCCAGUAUUCGAAGAGUCCGAAAAUGCGGCAGCUAGGCAAUUAGCAUACCCUAUUGAAGCAGUUUCUCAGUACUUGCAAUGCACUCCGCCGCCGCCCGUUAUAUUUGAUGUUCACCCGAAAGUGUGCAACACCACGUUAGACUGCUUCCCAAAUUUAUGCUGCCAGGAAGCGGGAAAACGACAUUGUAGACCGCCCAAACGAUCAUUAUUGGCUCUUGUAACAGGAUUGACAUCGAGAAUCAAUAUUGGAUUUAUUCGAGAUCUAACGGAUAAUUUAGUCAUUAGAAGGUAAACAGAAUUCAUGACACUUGUUGAAUAAAGGA
Molecule: messenger RNA, 1574 nt
Organism: Uranotaenia lowii
Lineage: Eukaryota; Metazoa; Arthropoda; Insecta; Diptera; Culicidae
Exons: 5
Coding region: 659-1543 (294 amino acids)
Cellular component (GO): extracellular region
Molecular function (GO): peptidase inhibitor activity
Source: RefSeq, a predicted model, not a curated record